Messenger RNA from Ilex paraguariensis (yerba mate), 1845 nucleotides. The record is from the annotation of a GenBank genome assembly. Lineage: Eukaryota; Viridiplantae; Streptophyta; Magnoliopsida; Aquifoliales; Aquifoliaceae.
AUGAUUGUCAUUGAAGAGCUUUCUGGUGUGUGCUUAGGAAUUGCAUCUUCUCGUGAAGAACCUAGCAAAGCCGGAUUGGAGAAUGGAGGAAAAUCUGAUAGGUGUGGUUCAAGUGGUUGUUCAAAAAUUGUGGGACUUGUUUGUGAUUUUUUUGCGUGGGAAGAUUGCCGAAAAGGUGAAGAUCUUUUUGCUCAACAAACUGGAGAAGAAGAUGCUUUGUUCUGCACAUUGUGCAAUGCUGAGGUUCGUAAGUUCAGCGAACAUUGCAAAAGCUGUGACAAAUGUGUUGAUGGGUUUGAUCAUCACUGCAAGCUUGUUUUUGAAUUUGGAGUGGGCAUUGUUGUUCUUGUUCGAUGCUUCACUGAUAGGAAGGCAAUAGAAAAUCAGAUAACUGACAGGCUUGGAGAAGGAUUAUCACGACCCCCAUUUGCUACUGUUGUGUCCCUAUGUACAGCUGUUUCUUUUCUGGCCACUGUGCCUUUGGGAGAACUGUUCUUUUUCCACAUAAUUCUAAUUCGAAAGGUUCGUAAGUUCAGCGAACAUUGCAAAAGCUGUGACAAAUGUGUUGAUGGGUUUGAUCAUCACUGCAAGCUUGUUUUUGAAUUUGGAGUGGGCAUUGUUGUUCUUGUUCGAUGCUUCACUGAUAGGAAGGCAAUAGAAAAUCAGAUAACUGACAGGCUUGGAGAAGGAUUAUCACGACCCCCAUUUGCUACUGUUGUGUCCCUAUGUACAGCUGUUUCUUUUCUGGCCACUGUGCCUUUGGGAGAACUGUUCUUUUUCCACAUAAUUCUAAUUCGAAAGGGUAUCACAACCUAUGAGUACGUUGUCACAAUGAGGACCCAAAGUGAAGUUCCUGAGCCCUCUGUGGACGGAGGAGAUCUGCAGAGUUUGCCAUCCUCACCAACAAGUUCUGUCGUGACUGCCAUGAGCGGAAGAAGCUCUCUUGGAAUGAGCUUGCAAUAUAAAGAGCGAGAUCGCUUGCCAUCCACAGUUGAUCCAGAUUCAAUGCCUCCUCUUGAUAAGGGGAAAAGGUUAGCCCAGCGUCGAGUCCUGAUAAGUGCAUGGAAGCUUGCCAAAUUGGACUCUAAUGAGGCAAUCAAGGCAGGGGCCAAGGCUAGAGCUUCAUCAUCUGUUUUACGUCCAGUAAGUUCCAGACAUCAUCCGUAUGACUCCGAUCAUUUAUCCAAUAGCAAUGUGAGUGGCAGAAGCAGUCCAACCAGUACCAAUCAUGGAUUUCAUGAAAGAAAUACUAGAGCAGGAACAUCAAGGUUAUCUUCUUCAAAGAGUUCAUAUCCUCCCAGUCGUGCUAGCAGGGAAGAUAUUAAAAUGUGUGGCCACAACAUUAGUAACCUAAACAACCCUCAUCCCCUUAACCUCACACCACCUCCAUUACAGCAGCGGGCUUCAAAUAGAGAUCAUUUCAAUCCGAUAUACAUGUCAUCAGUAGAUCGAUCUCCUUUGUCAGCAAAGGCAAAUGAUGCAAAUGGAACAGCAGUUAGUGAUGUAGAAAGGGUACCAAUGAGUAGAAACUUGGGUGCUGCAGAAAAUUCAAGGUCGUCGUCAGUAUUUUGGGAUCAAGAAGCUGGGCGCUUUGUCUCUGCAGCCACCAGAAGUGUUAGUUCUUCCUCUCAGGUAUCCGGAAGAGAGCCGCUUACAUAUGCAGGUCAAUCUAUUUUCUAUGGUGGUUCCCCUGUGGAUGAACAGUUGAGCAGAGGGACAAGAACUGGCAACUCACUGCCUUCCGAUNAACCACUAGAAGUGUUAGUUCUUCCUCUUAGGAAUCCGGAAGAGAGCCGCUUACAUGGGCAGGUCAAUCUAUUUUCUAUGGUGUGGAUGAACAGUUGA